AGCUGUGUGUCCUGAACCAUCCAGCAAUUUGUGCUUUUAAAGUCCACUCAAUAAGAUGUUUCUGCCUCUGAUCUUCGUCCAGCUGCUCGUGACUCCGGUCUUCAUGGUGCCUGGCGUGGAUUACUGGGACUCCUGGGCGUCGUACGGUGAAUGCAGCCGCAGCUGUGGCACCGGUGUGACCGUGAGGAGCCGACGCUGCAUCACUCAGAGGACGGAUGGAGGACACAACUGUGUGGGUCCAGAUAAAUCCUACCGCUCCUGCAACAUCCAGGAUUGUCCGGAAGGAUCCAAAGAUUUCCGGGAAGAACAGUGUUCCCAGUUCGAUGGGGCCGACUUCCAGGGGAAGCGUUACAAGUGGCUCCCGUAUUAUGGAGCUGAAAACCCCUGUGAGCUGAACUGCAUGCCCAGAGGUGAAAACUUUUACUACCGCCAUCGAAGCACCGUUGCCGACGGCACGCCCUGCCACCCCGGACGGAGGGACAUCUGCGUGGACGGAGUCUGCAAGCGUCUGGGCUGUGACUACAUGCUGGAGUCUCCUCAGCAGGAGGACGCCUGCUUGCAGUGUGGGGGGAACGGCCUGUCCUGUUACCUCGUUAAGAACAGCUUCACCGUGAGCGACCUGCCAACAGGCUACAACCAAAUGUUCAUCAUCCCCGUUGGAGCUACGAGCAUCAGCAUCAAAGAGACCGAGGCCACACGUAACUACAUUGCCAUCAAGAACCUGCGUGGAGAAUACUACCUGAACGGCCACUGGGUCAUUGAGUUUUCCAGAGCGGCACCCAUUGGAGGCACCGUGCUCUACUACCAACGAGGGGCUGAAGGCGACAACGUCCCCGAAACAAUCGUUGGCCGCGGUCCCACCACUGAACCGCUUGUUGUUGAGCUUAUCAGCCAAGAACCGAACAAGGGGGUGGAAUACGAGUAUUACCUGCCAAAUGGACGGUCCAGAGAGGGAUACUACUGGAGCUACGGAUCUUGGUCUACUUGCAGCAAAGAAUGUGGAUCAGGUUACCAGACCCGCGUCAUCUUCUGCACCAUAGACAACGAGUCCUAUCCAGACUACCUCUGUGCUUCUCUGCCAAGACCACAGUCCAACCGCACCUGCAACCCCCACCCCUGCCCCCAGAUUCACAGCUGGAGGACAGGGGAGUGGAAGCCGUGCUCAGCCACCUGUGGUGGAGGCUCUCAGGUGCGAACGGUGCAGUGCAUUUCCCAUGAUGCCUCUGGUCCCCGUGUGGUGGAGGAUGCGGUGUGUGCUCCCUCUGCUGCAGCUCCUCCGUCUCUGCGGAGCUGCAACGUGCACAGAUGUGCAGAGUAUCGUGUGACUGGAUGGAGCGCGUGCUCAGUGACCUGCGGCUCAGGGGAGCAGACUCGGGAGGUGACCUGUGUGGGAUCAGCUGGUCUGAAGCUCGAGGAAACCUCCUGCAGGACUUUGCUGCGUCCCCCUGCCGUGCAGCCGUGCAAGAUGCCCGCCUGUCUCCAUCAGAUCCAGUGGCUCGUGGGGGUGUGGGGUCUGUGCUCUCAGAGCUGUGGCUCAGGCUCACGAGAGCGCCGGGUGAUCUGCUCAGACCAGGAGAGGAAUCUGUACCCCGUGGACCAAUGUGCCCCCCACCCUAAGCCCCCCACAGUGGAGCGAUGCAACAUCCAGUCCUGUUUCCGCCCCCAGGCUGUCCCCAGCAUCCAGGACCCUCGAGGACACAACGACUCCCAGACCGGCUUUCAGCCAUACGUACCAGAUCAGGAAACAGCCCGCUGGCCAGAGACAAGAUAUCCCACCCAGGUAGAAACAGUCCAGAGUCCUCAGAGUUCUGCCCCUGCCCUCCACUGCAGCCAGUCCCAAUAUGGCUGCUGCCCAGAUGGGCGCACUGCAGCUGGAGGAACCCGAGGUCUGGGCUGCCCACAAGACCCAACUCCUGCUCCACCGUCCUGCAUUCAGACAAGUUAUGGUUGCUGCCAAGAUGGUGUGACGGCGGCUCAGGGCCCCAACAAAGAGGGCUGCAUGGAGUACGAGGCCCCGGCACCCACUGUUGUCCCUCUUCCUACUGAGAACGCUGUUGAGUGCCGCACCACCACCUUUGGGUGCUGCUAUGACCGAAAAACUCCUGCAGGAGGACCCAACGGGGAGGACUGUCCCAACCCACCCAGCCACAUUGAGCGUUCGAUCUGCUCCCUGCCCCGUGCUGCUGGCUCCUGCACUAACUGGGUGCCACGAUACCACUUUGAUGUCAUCACAUCCAAGUGUGCCCACUUCUGGUACGGAGGUUGCCACGGCAACAGCAACAGCUUCAUGACCAGAGGAGAGUGCCAGAGGGCGUGUCCGGCGCCUGCACAGCAGAGGCCACAGCCGACCGCGCCCGUCAGAGAGUCCCCGUCUGCAGCGGUGUCAGCUCCAUCUGCGGGCUCAACCAGCGGGCGCUCACACAACAUGGGGAGGGUGUUCAUCGUGCAGGGGGGCUCACACGGCACCUCCAGCAGACAGGCCACCAGUGCCGCCACACACGCCCACAGAGGUCGACUGUCUCUGCGAGUCCGCAGGCCUUCAGUUGCCACAGCUGCUCAGCACCGUGAGCCAGCUGCGAGUUUGACCCUUGGAGGUCUCAGCAUCGAUAAAAGUGAGCCGGACACAGUGGAGGCUUUGGUGGGUCAGACCGUUGUGCUGCCCUGCAGAGUCAGCCCUCCACCUUCAUCCAUCGUCACUGUGGAGUGGAGACGAGACGGACUUCCUCUGUCCAUUCAGAGACAUCACCAGCAGCCCGACGGUUCCCUGUUGGUGGGUCCGGUCCUGACUUCGGACUCUGGCUGGUUCUUGUGCUUGGCCACUCGAGAAGGAGAACGAGAUCACCGUUACAUUUACCUGUCUGUCACAGAACGAGAUCCUCAGCUGGUUCCUUCCUCGCUGCCCAAAGAUGAAACGUUCCCACGGUUCAGCAUCGAGCGCUCAGGCUCAACGAUGAUUGAAAUGCGACCAGGACAAACUGCGUCUCUGUCCUGCACCGUCGUCCCUCCUGCAGCUCUGCAGUAUGUCCGGGUUCAGUGGGUUAAAGAUGGACGACCUCUCAGCAACUCCAGGGUUACCCAGGAUUUAGAUGGCACCCUGAUGAUCGGCCCUCUGCAGUCCGAGGACUCUGGAGUCUACACAUGCACAGCUGCCAGUCAGCAACAGCUGGAGCAGAGACAGCUGAAACUCAAAGUUCAAGAUCUGCGGAUCACCAAAGCUCCUACUAACAUCCAAGUACCAGAAGGCAGCACGGCUCAUCUGCCCUGCGUGGUGUCAGGAGACAACAUCAGCAUAGGCUGGUCCAGGAAUGGUGUUCCAGUGCGUCCGGAUGGGAGUAACAUCCUGGUGUCUUCCGACGGCAGCCUGAUCCUCAACAACAUGAAGUCCUCUGAUGAGGGAAGCUACACCUGCAAUGCUUACACUGGCAUCUAUUCAGUGAGCGCCACAGCUGAAGUCAGAGUCAUUAAAGACACACAACAAGAUGCUGAUGUGCUGCCAGACUGUGUGGACCAGAACCAGCUGGCCAACUGCAGGCUCAUAGUUUACGCCCGCCUCUGCAACCAUCAGUACUACUCCAGUUUCUGCUGUGCCAGCUGUUCCAGGCGUGUCCAGAACCAUGACACGUUUGGUCGGCAUGCAUUUUAA
Nematolebias whitei (Rio pearlfish) is the source of this 3643-nucleotide messenger RNA. RefSeq names its product papilin a, proteoglycan-like sulfated glycoprotein (gene paplna). NCBI's taxonomy places the organism in Eukaryota, Metazoa, Chordata, Actinopteri, Cyprinodontiformes, Rivulidae. Gene Ontology annotation, biological process: extracellular matrix organization. The record is from RefSeq and is a predicted model, not a curated record. Bases 56 to 3643 code for a protein of 1195 amino acids. The transcript is spliced from 27 exons. Gene Ontology annotation, cellular component: extracellular matrix. Gene Ontology annotation, molecular function: metalloendopeptidase activity; serine-type endopeptidase inhibitor activity.